AUGAUGACGCCAAUGAUGACGUCAAUAAUGGCUGCAAUGAGCUUAUUUAAGGGAAAGUACUUGUACAAAGCGAUGAUGCCGAAUUCGCCAUGGGGAGAACACGAGAUGGAUUAUGUGCUCAUCCUUCGUAACUUCGAUCUGUCACGGAUAGAAGUAAACGCGGAGGAAGUUGAAAAUUAUGCAGUUGUAUCGUUGGAAGAGUUGAAGAAACGCCUGGCGAAUCCAAACUGCAACUUCACGCCUUGGUUUCGUCUCUUCGAAAAUCUAGGACAUCUCGAAAAAUGGUGGAGAAACAUUGAAAAGCUGGAAGAAGAUAACGAAGAAUUAAUUAUUCGGAUG
Messenger RNA from Mesorhabditis belari, 339 nucleotides. The record is from the annotation of a GenBank genome assembly. Lineage: Eukaryota; Metazoa; Nematoda; Chromadorea; Rhabditida; Rhabditidae.